AUGCAAUCGCCGCUGAUUGCUUUGCCGCUGAAAGAAACCAAGCCUGUCGACCUCGUAAAACCUUUAAAAAAUCUGAUAAUACAGAAUUAUGAGCAGAGUCCUGUAUCAUACAUGGAUGAACUUCAACGCAUAUCUCAGGCUCGUCAGGACGCCACAGGCCAAGCAAGUACGGAAAGCUUAGGUCGCGAUCUGCUCUUUCGAUAUUUUCACAUAAUUGAAAUGCUUGAACUACGCUUCCCAGAGCUGGAGGCGCCGUUCGUAUGGCUUGAUUCGUUCACACAUGCACCAAUUGAGCAAAGGACCACCGCGUACGAAAAGGCUUGCAUCCUCUACAACACUGCAGCACAAAUCACGCGUGUAUCCAUGCAGCUGAACCGCAGUGACAGCAGUACAGAUGCUUUGAAGCGAGCAUAUACAGGUCUUCGACAGGCAGCUGGUCUGCUGCAGUACAUCAAGAACAAUUUUUUGUAUGCGCCUAGUGACGAUAUGAAAGGCCCGGCACUCGAGUCGCUAAGCAAGCUUUUGCUAGCUCAGGCAUCAGAAGUUUUUCUUGAAAAAAGUAUUCAUGAUACAAAAGGUGAAGCGCUCAUUGCCAAGCUUGCAAGCCAUACGGCGCACACGUAUUCGGGCCUGUCUGUUGAGUGGAAUGACACCGACAAUUUACGUGUCCCUGCCAUGUGGUGCCGUAUCGUGGCAUGCAAGGCGGAUCAUUUUAUGUCUGUGGCACAUUUAUAUCGAGCCAAAGCAGAUCGCGCUGCAGGAAAGCAUGGUGAAGCACUCACGCGGUUCCGCUACGCCUUGUGUAAGGCACAGGCUGCAUCGAAUCUCACAUACCUUGAUACAUGGUCUUUUGCCACGUACCUCCGAAGUACUGCACCAUCUGAUGUUUCAGAAUCGCUGCAUCACCUAGUUUCUACCCAGUUAACGAAUGCUUCAGAGGCAUGCCGUGAGGCCGAACGAGACAAUGACUUGGUAUACCAUGAACGGGCCCCUGAGUUGGAUACGCUGCCGCACAUAGAUCAGGUGUCUAUGGCAACAGCAAUCCCCAUACGUGAUGUAUUUUCACAGCCCGAUAUUCAAAAAAUACUGGGUGGUGACGUUUUAACGAGCCUCAUUCCUCUAGAGGUCUUGAAAAACACAUCUGUCUACACCGAAGAGCAGGCCAAGAUGGUUCGGGCCGAGUCGACGCGUAUUUGCGAAGCCAAUGAUCGCAUCGAUGAGGCCAUCUCGGCUCUGUCUCUGCCGCAUGCGCUUGAUCGAUACGCAGCUCUCGAUGGCAAGCCCAUUCCACCAUGCGUCCCGUCUCAGCAGGUGCUCGAUAUAUGCGAAGAGGUCGCGGUCAGUCACAUUAUAAGCCGUGUUGAACGAGUGAUGGAGUCGCUGCCAAAACAAGCACCCUUGAUUGAAGCGACCUUGAGCGAUGCGAUGGCCGAUCUUGAUACGGAUGCACGCGAGUGUGAGCAUGGCCGCGUCAAGCAUGCAGCGUCGUGGUCGCAAGCCCCGACUGCGAGCGUCGCUCGUUCAUUGCGUCGUGACAUCCACGCCGCACGCGACGCAUUAGCAACCGCGCGCGAGAACGAUAAGGGUAUCACACAGCUAUGGAGCGAUAUUCGCGACGAUAUGGCGCUAUUGUGCCAGGGACGCGAGGCGGUGGAACAUGCUUACUCGCAGCACGCUCGCCUUCCUCCGUCCAUGGACUUGUUGGAUCAUGAUUUUUCGGACCCAGAGCCCGCGCGAGCGCUCUUACAUGAGACACAUGCACAGAUCCAUGCACUGCUGAGUAUGCCGCAGGAGCGCGAAGCCAUGUUACAAGAGCUCAAGCGCCAGGUCCAAAACGAUGACAUCUCACGCUCGCUUCUCCUGCAUCGCUGCGUCCAGCACAUGGAAGAAACGAUGUUUGCUCAAGAGUUGAGGAAAUAUGCUCCGAUGCAGCAACGUAUCCGAAAUCAUAUCGCGCUGCAGACCCAGCGGAUUGAGGCUUUGCGCGACUCUGUCGACCGACUUCGUACACACCCCGGUGCGGCAGAUGUUCGUCGUCGUUGGGAUGCGUCGCAAGGCGGGGCUCGUGAAUGGAAUGCGCGACUCGUACAGGCGUACGAUGCUUAUACAGAUGUCCAGCGAGCCAUGAACCAGGCUCAAGUGUUUUAUAAUGACAUGUCGCACACGGCCAACCAGCUGGCCACGCAAGCUGAGCGUCUCUUGGCGGAACGGCGUGCUGAACGCUCGUCCAUACUCAUGUCCUCGGACACUAUACCAGCUGCCACGACGGCACCGAGAGCCACGACUCUUGCUGAGGACCUCGCAGCUCUACGAAUGUCGAAUCCAUCAUCUCGGGGCCCGCCUCCACCGCCACGUCCACCUCGUAUCUAG
Molecule: messenger RNA, 2370 nt
Organism: Malassezia restricta
Lineage: Eukaryota; Fungi; Basidiomycota; Malasseziomycetes; Malasseziales; Malasseziaceae
Product: vacuolar protein-sorting protein BRO1
Exons: 1
Coding region: 1-2370 (789 amino acids)
Biological process (GO): protein transport to vacuole involved in ubiquitin-dependent protein catabolic process via the multivesicular body sorting pathway
Cellular component (GO): endosome
Molecular function (GO): protein binding
Source: RefSeq, a predicted model, not a curated record